Dioszegia hungarica is the source of this 1053-nucleotide messenger RNA. RefSeq lists its product as uncharacterized. The record is from RefSeq and is a predicted model, not a curated record. Lineage: Eukaryota; Fungi; Basidiomycota; Tremellomycetes; Tremellales; Bulleribasidiaceae. Bases 1 to 1053 code for a protein of 350 amino acids. The transcript has 7 exons.
AUGCGCGACAAAGCCAUCCUUCCCGAUGAGAUUCCUCAGGAUCAUCCCUGUCGAAAGGAGCCGGAGAGUUACAGCAAGAAGGCGAUCGAUCAAGUCAGCCGCUACCCUUACAUGGUCCCAUCAAAGUACGAGGAGAAGUAUGGGGUACUUGUACGGUAUCAGUCGGACGAGAACAGGGGGACGAAGAAUACCAACAAGAGCUUGUUCUACAUAUCGGUCCCAGGUCUCGGCUGCGGGAGAGAUCGCGAGGGUGAUGCUGAUCUCGUCCGAGUCAAGUGGGAUCCCGAGACAGACUGCCUGUUCAACGAGGCCAAAUGCAACUAUCACACUACCGCCGGAAAGACGUGUCGAGUCAUGAAAAUCAACAUUCAUCCUCUCAGAGCCGGCCAGCAAUGCCCCGAUCUGACGGACACCAAAGGAGAGCGGAUCCACUACCCCAAGGCCACUCCAGAUGCAGCGGACAACGAAGCAGACAUUGUGCCAACAUCGAGCUCGGACGACGAAUACCAAGCGAACAAAAGGAAGCGUCCGGCUGGGAAGAGGAGCAGGGCAUCGAAGAAAGCUCCAGGGGUUGCCAUCGCCGAUGCUGCCGUGCUGGAUGACGUCGGAGAACACGAGCAGCGAUCAACUAACGCUGCGGAGGGGCCGUCAGCACGGUCCGCGCCAGUUGUGAAUGAGCGCAGUCAGGUCAACCCUAGUACCAGUGACUUUAGUGCUAGAGCGACUGCGGACUCGGAGUCCUCGCUCUUCCUUCAGAAGCAGCUCGAAACUCUGCAGACGGAACACCUCGAGCUCCAAGCGGAAGUCGCCCGCUAUCGCACUGCUCAGAGUCAAAGCGCCGACGACCGAGCGUCGAUGCUCCAGCGCGUCCACGUUGCCGCCAAACUCAAAGACCUCCGCAUCGCCCAACUUAAGCAGAUCGCUGCUUCCGCCGGUGCGGACGUCUCUGGCUCGCUUCGCAUCGACUUUGGGGUCCCGGCCGAUACCCCUCGUCAGCUGUCUCUGGCGGAGGAUGCGGCGUAUAUCGAGUUGAGCAUGAUGCAGGGUCUUUAG